AUGAGCACUUCGGACUCUCGAAUUUGGUUCAUCACCGGCAGCUCUCAAGGGCUUGGAAGGGCCCUUCUCGAGGAGGUCCUUGCCUCUGGCGAGCGUGCUGUUGCUACUCUUCGCAAACCGACAGUGCUCGCCCCCCUGGUCGAGAAAUACGCCUCCUCCCAGCUUUUGGUUGUUCCCCUCGACGUGACGGACGAGGCGCAGAUUGUAGCUGCAUUCGAAGCCACCAAGAAGCAUUUUGGGAGGCUGGACGUAGUGGUCAAUAACGCCGGCUAUGGCUUGGAAGGCGAAAUUGAAGACACCCCGGAGGCAGAGGCGCGGAAGCAGAUAGAAGUUUUGUUCUGGGGACCCGUUCGCAUCACGAAGGAAGCCAUCAAGUUCCUGAGAGACGUCAACCCUCCGGGAUAUGGUGGUCGCGUGCUCAAUAUCUCUUCCGUAGGUGGUUAUUCCAGCAACCCCACGCUUGCCUUCUACAGUGCCGGAAAAUUUGCUCUUGAGGCCUUCACCGAAGCCUUCACUAAGGAGAUGCUUCCAGAGUGGAAUAUCAAGGGUCUCAUAAUUGAGCCGGGAGGAUUCGAAACCGAGUGGGGUGGUAGCUCCAUGAUCCACGUUCCCAUACACCCCCGCUAUCAAGGCCCCACUUCCCCUGGCUUGGCAUUCAGGAAGAUGCGGGAGGCCUCGCACCAAUACGGCGGCGGCGGAAUCGGAGACCCUAACAAAGGAGGGAAAGUGCUAAUGCAGAUCGCAAGCAUGCCCAACCCGCCUCUCCGCAUUCAGCUAGGCACAGACAGUCUAAUGUUGGUGCGCAACAAGGCGUUGAAGACCGUCCGGGACGGCGAGACGUUUGAGGAGAUCUCGCACUCUACCAACAAGGAUGGUAUCGAUAAGGAUCAGAUUCUGGGCAUGAUUAAGGAAGCUAACGUUUAG
Messenger RNA from Sparassis crispa, 924 nucleotides. RefSeq lists its product as uncharacterized. The transcript is spliced from 4 exons. Bases 1 to 924 code for a protein of 307 amino acids. The record is from RefSeq and is a predicted model, not a curated record. NCBI's taxonomy places the organism in Eukaryota, Fungi, Basidiomycota, Agaricomycetes, Polyporales, Sparassidaceae.